Molecule: messenger RNA, 339 nt
Organism: Meloidogyne enterolobii
Lineage: Eukaryota; Metazoa; Nematoda; Chromadorea; Rhabditida; Meloidogynidae
Source: the annotation of a GenBank genome assembly
AUGGCAUCAUUUAUAAAGUCAAAUAAGGGUCGCGAAAAAUUAAUUUACGGAGAAUACAUUUACACAAAGUAUAAAGAUGGAAAAGAAAAUAAACGUCACUGGAGAUGCGAGCUUUGGAGAAGCGAUAAAUGUCAUGGAACUGCUACAACUGACAACAACAACACUGUCACUAUUGGGCAGCAACACAAUCACGGGCCAUCACCAACUCGAAUUGAAUUGGCUAGAAUUAAAGACAAUAUCAAUAAAGCUGCUAUUAACUCCACACUUUCACCUAGGGCAGUUGUAAAUUCGCAAUUAGCGGGAAUCAGCGAUAAAGUUAAGGUUUAUAUUUUUUACUAA